AUGAGGCCCACAAAAGAUAUCCUCGGUGCUCUUACCGGCACUGUGACUGUCCUCACCUCAUUCGUGGCUGCGUCCCAGCCUGGGGCGGAACAGCCAGUCCCUGGCCCAAUGCGUGAUCUGAUCUGGGGGAAACUCAACUUCCUCCACACGACAGAUACUCACGGAUGGCAUGCCGGUCACCUCUUGGAGGGCCAAUACUCGGCUGAUUGGGGAGACUACAUCUCGUUCGCCCAGCAUAUGCGCAAGAAGGCCGAUGAUCACGGAGUUGACCUCUUACUCGUUGAUACAGGUGACCGUGUUGAAGGCAACGGCCUGUACGACGCAUCUAAGCCCCCGGGCAAGUACUACUAUGACAUCUAUCGUGAGCAGCACAUCGACAUUAUCUGCUCUGGCAACCAUGAGCUCUACAAGGCGGACACCGCUGAUCGUGAGCAUGAGUAUUCUGUGCCUAACUUUAGAGAUGUUUACAUCGCAUCCAAUCUUGACUACAUUGACCCGAAAACGGGGGAGAGAAAGCCUAUGGCCCGGCGGUAUCGCAAAUUCCGCACGAAGAACCAGAAGCUCGACAUUGUGGCUUUUGGCUUCCUCUUUGACUUUACAGGAAACGCGAACAACACCAUAACCAUACCGGUUCAACAGACCAUAGAGGAAAUUUGGUUUCAGCAGGCCAUCAGAGAGGAAACAGACUUGUUCGUCGUCAUUGGCCAUGUGGGCGUGCAAAUGGAUGAAUUCAAGGAAAUCCACAGGGCUAUUCGACAGCACAACCCGGACAAGCCAAUCCUCUUCUUUGGAGGCCAUGCUCAUGUUCGCGAUGCUACUCAAUACGACUCGCGCUCGUUUGCUCUAGCCAGUGGCAGAUAUUUCGAGACCAUCGGCUGGAUGUCUAUUGAUGGCGAACUGAAGAGGAAAGAGAAGCAUGGCGACUUGAAGAGGCGAGAGGAAACCUCGUCCCUGUCAUUCCACCGCCGGUACAUCGACAAUAACUUGCUUGGGCUGUACCACCACAGCGGGCUGAACAGCACCACGUUUCAUACGGAACAUGGCCGCAACGUCUCAGCUAUGAUCACGAAGGCCCGCAAGGAACUCAACCUUGACUACGCCUUCGGUUGCGCGCCAAAGUCUCUCUGGAUGUCUCGCGCUCCGUAUCCCAGCGAGGACAGCAUCUACAGCUGGCUGGAAACCGAGGUUUUCCCUGACGUUGUUGUCAAUGCCAGUAGGAAAGACAUUCCCCGCCUGGUGAUUGCCAACACUGGAGUUAUUCGUUUCGACAUCUUCGAGGGCCCGUUCACCAUUGACUCGACGUACAUUGUAUCUCCUUUCACCAGCAAGUUCGUCUUCAUUCCAGAUGUUGCUUAUUCUUCUGCCCACAAGGUUCUCAAGUUGCUGAACAGUGCUGGGAGGAUCUUUGCCGAAUCUGGCCCCAUGGACAACCGGUUCAUGGCCAAUCCAGAGCAAUUCGCUAUCCGCGAGUCUAUCAUUUACGACAACAUUGUCGAUAGUAACGGUCAUCAAAAGCCGAUGGAUACUCAUGGGAAGACGGUCCUGACGCCGGGAUACACCACACGUGACGAUGUCGGCACUGAUGGCGAUGAUACAAUUCAUGCACCCAUCAACUUUUAUGUUGUUCCGAACUGCUUCCAAGCCAAAAUUGGUAUUUCCAAAGACGAAGAGCCCAAAAAUGUGGACCUUGUCUUUCUCGACUUUAUCAAGCCAUGGGUUCUGGCCGCCUUGGAUUUCCUGGGCACUCCAUAUCAAGAUGAGGAUGUUCUGCCAUAUGUCGAAGAAAGGUUUACCGACAUGAUGGCCGGGUGGAUUGAGAAGAACUGGCCAAAGCGGUGUGAUGAGAAUGGCGUUUGUGGUUGCAAAUGA
Messenger RNA from Thermochaetoides thermophila DSM 1495, 1869 nucleotides. RefSeq names its product ser/thr protein phosphatase family-like protein. Gene Ontology annotation, molecular function: hydrolase activity. Lineage: Eukaryota; Fungi; Ascomycota; Sordariomycetes; Sordariales; Chaetomiaceae. Gene Ontology annotation, biological process: nucleotide catabolic process. The coding region runs from base 1 to 1869 and encodes 622 amino acids. The transcript has a single exon. Gene Ontology annotation, cellular component: cytosol. The record is from RefSeq and is a predicted model, not a curated record.